This is a messenger RNA of Candida albicans SC5314, 2124 nucleotides long. RefSeq names its product E3 ubiquitin-protein ligase. The record is from RefSeq and is a predicted model, not a curated record. Gene Ontology annotation, biological process: protein ubiquitination; rescue of stalled cytosolic ribosome. Lineage: Eukaryota; Fungi; Ascomycota; Pichiomycetes; Serinales; Debaryomycetaceae. The transcript has a single exon. Bases 1 to 2124 code for a protein of 707 amino acids. Gene Ontology annotation, molecular function: ribosome binding; ubiquitin protein ligase activity.
AUGUCAACUACUCAAGAUUCGAAAAAAACAACCGGCACUUACAAACGUUCAAGAGUCAGUAGAGGAGGUAAACAACAAAACACUGCAUUUCGUGGCAGUGGAGGAGCAGAACCAAGGAAAGGAUAUAAGAAAAAUUCCAACUUUGAUGAAAAUUCACCAUCCAUCACCACCACCACCACCAUCAAACAACAAAUUGAAGAAAUUCCUGAAGAUGAACAAUGUAUAAUAUGUGCCGAACGGAUCAAAUAUGCUGCAUUAACACCAUGUAAUCAUACAACGUGUCAUAAAUGUACAUUCAGACAACGUAGUUUAUAUGAAAGAAACACAUGUCUAAUAUGUCGAAGUGAAAAUGAUAAAAUUAUCAUCACUGAAUUGAUCGAUAAAGAUUAUGAUGAAAUUAGUGCCGACCAAAUCACUGGAUUUGAUGAAAAAUAUAGAAUUGAAUUCACUCAAGAUUAUGUUCAAAAAGAUACAUUAGCAUUAUUAGAGAAUACUUGUUCUAUAUGUCGUCAACAACAAACUUUCCCAGAAUUUAAACAAUUAAUAGAUCAUGCUAAAGAAAUUCAUGGCAAAUAUUAUUGUUUAAUUUGUUCUAAAUUCAAAAAAGCUUUCAUACCAGAAUUACCAUUAUACAGUUAUAAACAAUUACAAAGACAUCAAAGUGAAGGUGAUGGAAAUGGAAAUGGAACUGGAACUGGAAAUGACACAGAAACAGGGUUCAAAGGUCAUCCAGAAUGUAAACAUUGUCAUGGUAAAAGGUUUUAUUCAGAAGAUGAAUUAAAUGUUCAUAUUAGAGAUCGUCAUGAACGUUGUCAUAUAUGUGAUCAAUCUAAUCCUAAGACCGCCGAUUAUUAUAAAAAUUAUGAUAAUUUAUAUAUUCAUUUCACAAAAGCUCAUUAUGUUUGUAGUGUUGCCAGUUGUAUUGAAAAAAGAUUUGUGGUAUUUAGAGAUGAUUUAGAUUUAACGGCUCAUAUGUUGAAAGAACAUGGUGGUAUUACAGGAAGUAAUAAUCGAGUGAUUAUUGGUUCAAAUUCCCAUCAUCAUUUUUCACAAUUAUCAACUUUUAAUGAAGGGAAUUCACGUCGUUCUAAUAAUGAUAGAUGGAUGGGUGAAGAUGAUGAUAUAUUACAACAAUCACCAGAAAUUAAACGGAAAAGAUUUGAAGAAAGAGCUAAACAUUAUUUAAAUUAUAAUCAAACCAAAGUUGAAGAAUUUCAAUCUUUAAAUAAUAAUUUUAAAAAUAAAAAUAUCAAUGCUAAGGAAUUAUUAUCAAUUUAUCAACGGGAUUUAUUUAUUCAUCAAACUCAAGAAGAAUUGAAUAUUUUGAUUAAAGAAUUUCUGGAAUUUUUCCCCCCAAAUUCAGAUUUACAUAAAGAUUUAAUUUCUGUAAUCAAAGAUAAUGUUCUUGAGGUUGAUAAUACUUCUCUUCCACGUGAACUGUUCCCAGUAUUAGGAGGUUUGAAAAGUAAUGGUAAUAUUAAUAUGAAUUCAAAUUGGGUUAAUAAUAAUAAUAAUAAUAAUAAUAAUAAUACAACUCGUCGUACCAAUUCACCAUCAACUAUUAAUGAAAAAUUCCCGGCUUUAGCUAAACCAACGAAAAAGAAUUUUGUGAAUCCUAAUAGUCAACCCAUUAGAUAUACCACUAUUUUAAAACCACAACCGAAAAAGAAAGCAAUUUUGAUGAAUAUAUCUCAAACAUCAAAUAGUGAUUAUACCCCAAAUUAUCUAAACAAUAUCAAUAAUAGAACCUCGUCAUCAUCAUCAUCAUCACCAUCAAUGCCAAUAUUAGGCAAUGGCAGUAGUAGUGGUGCAGGAGGAGGAGGAGGAGGAGGAUUUACUAGUAGUGGCAGUUCCUCAUUUGCAUCAUCUAGAAACAGUUCAAGUACAGCAUUAGAUGAUAAGAAAUUUCCAACAUUACAGAAAAAAAAACAAAUUAAAAAAGUGAUAAUACCAAGAGUUAAUGAAGUGAAAGUUGCUGAUCCAAAUUCAUGGGGUAAAAAACAAUCUCAACCAAGUAUCACCCCAAAUAUUAAUAAUGAUUUGGAUGGUAUUGAAAUAAUUGAUAAAAGAAAACAAAAAAUGAAACGGAAACAAGAGAAAUUGUUAUUCAGUAAUGCAAUCUAA